CCACCAGAAUGAAGCAGCUGAUUCUUUUAAUGUUUUCAGUAUGGCUGGUCAGUGGAGUACAAAGAGUUCCCCUAAGGAGACACAAAUCUUUGCGGGCAACUUUGAAAGAACGUGGGCAACUGUCCAAGUUCUGGAAGGCCCACAAGGUGGAUAUGAUCAAGUAUACCCAAGAAUGCUCAGCAGUCCAGGAAGUAAAUGAGCCACUCCUCAACUAUUUUGAUGUGGAAUAUUUUGGACAGAUCUCCAUUGGGACUCCUCCUCAGAAUUUCACCGUGCUUUUUGAUACAGGUUCCUCCAACCUCUGGGUCCCAUCUGUUUACUGUGUCAGCAAAGCUUGUGUCGAACAUUCCAGAUUUCAUCCAUCAGCCUCCAGCACCUACACUGAGGUGGGGACUCCUUUUUCUAUCCAAUAUGGCACUGGAAGCCUGACAGGAAUAAUUGGAUCAGAUCAAGUAACUGUAGAAGGAAUUACUGUAGCCAAUCAGCAAUUUGCAGAAAGUGUCAAUGAGCCUGGAAGCACCUUUUUGGAUUCUGAAUUUGAUGGGAUCCUUGGUCUGGCCUACCCAUCCCUGGCCGUGGAUGGAGUCACUCCAGUCUUUGAUAACAUGAUGGCCCAAAACCUGGUAGAUCUACCAAUGUUCUCCGUCUACAUGAACAGAAACCCAGAAUCCUCUGUAGGAGGGGAACUGAUUUGGGGUGGCUUUGAUGCUUCUCAUUUCAGUGGGGACCUCAACUGGGUUCCAGUAACUAAACAGGGUUAUUGGCAGAUCCAGCUGGAUAAUAUCAAGGUUAAUGGGAACAUUGAAUUCUGUGCAGAAGGAUGUCAGGCUAUUGUGGACACAGGGACAUCUCUCAUUACAGGUCCUUCCGAGGACAUAAUCCAAAUGCAGAAAUUAAUUGGGGCAGUUCCUGUGGAUGGAGAGUAUGCCAUGGAAUGCAGCAACCUGAAUGUGAUGCCUGAUGUUACUUUUACAAUCAAUGGGAACCCUUAUUCUCUCACCCCGGAGACCUACACCCUGAUGGAAAAUAGCGAUGGGAUGACACUGUGUACCAGCGGCUUCCAAGGCCUAGACAUCCAACCCCCAGCUGGGCCACUAUGGAUUCUGGGGGAUGUAUUUAUUGGCCAGUUCUACUCAGUCUUUGACCGUGGGAAUAACAGAGUGGGUUUGGCACCCGUGGUCAAUUAAAA
Messenger RNA from Euleptes europaea (tarantolino), 1189 nucleotides. RefSeq names its product cathepsin E (gene CTSE). The record is from RefSeq and is a predicted model, not a curated record. Gene Ontology annotation, molecular function: aspartic-type endopeptidase activity. The transcript is spliced from 9 exons. The coding region runs from base 9 to 1187 and encodes 392 amino acids. Gene Ontology annotation, biological process: proteolysis. Gene Ontology annotation, cellular component: endosome. Lineage: Eukaryota; Metazoa; Chordata; Lepidosauria; Squamata; Sphaerodactylidae.